Messenger RNA from Aedes aegypti (yellow fever mosquito), 2836 nucleotides. Its product is annotated as zinc finger protein 880. The record is from RefSeq and is a predicted model, not a curated record. Gene Ontology annotation, cellular component: nucleus. The transcript has 12 exons. Bases 242 to 2407 code for a protein of 721 amino acids. NCBI's taxonomy places the organism in Eukaryota, Metazoa, Arthropoda, Insecta, Diptera, Culicidae. Gene Ontology annotation, molecular function: DNA-binding transcription factor activity, RNA polymerase II-specific; RNA polymerase II transcription regulatory region sequence-specific DNA binding. Gene Ontology annotation, biological process: regulation of transcription by RNA polymerase II.
AUCCGAGCCGUGUUUGUCAACAAGCGGAGUAAACAAAAAAAUCGAGUCUGUUGUGCUACAGAGCGAGUGAUUCCCGUUCAGGACAGAUUUUGCAAUUUGAGCAGUAACGUACCUGCUUCGAAAAAUUAAAGAAAGAGAUAAUCCGAAACAUAAACCAUUUCGAAAAUUGUCAAUCGUUUGAAUAAAUCGUUCACUUUGGACGAUGUGUUAAUCAGAUUAGUUCAAUCAGUUGGUUGAUGGAAUGGAAGUUCUGGUUGAUACAGUAAAAGUUGAAUUGAACCCCGGUUCUGAAGACGGUUUGGAGCAUGAAAUGGAUAUUGAGCAAUCUGUUGGGGCAGAAGAUAUGAUUGACUUAGGAGAAGUGAAGAUUGAAACUCAUAUUGAAGAGGGUGCAGAAACAUCCCAAUGUUCAGCAACAAUACCAGAAUAUUCUAAGAAAAAACAAUCCACCGAUGAAACAUAUGAAACUAAAACACAUUUGAGACAGCACAUUGAAGUAAAGCAUGAGCUUCCAAACGUAUUUAAAUGCCAACAAUGUGAAGUGAGCUUUAGAUUUGAAAUCGAACUGAGAAACCACGAGCGUUCCCAACAACAUCUCAACAAACUGAAGAGCCACAUGAAAUGCCAUGCCGCUAAGACCUACGCGUGUUCCUUCUGUGAAAAGUCAUUUAUUAACGAAAAAAAUCUAGCGAUGCAUGUUGCAUCCCACGAAGGAGAGCGCGAAAAACGUAAAGCUGUACCGUCAUUCAAAUGUGAUAUUUGUCAGAAGAUGUUCUUAUAUAAAUGGGCAGUGGCGUGGCACAAACGAAAAGAGCAUGAACCAGAGACUCAUGAUUGCAACGUUUGCGGCUCUCGUUUCUCAACGAGUGAAUAUUUGGGCGAGCACAUAAAGAUUCACGAGGAAUCAUCUCGUAUCAAAACGAAUGAGAAACAGCAGUCGCUACAGGAAGAGGUAAAAGUGAAAAUUGAACCUCUUGAAGAAGCCACUGAGCCACAACCGCAAAGAGAGGGUGAAGACGAAAUGAUGAAAAAUGAGCAAUCAUUAGGCAUCGAAGACAUGAUUGAUAUUGAAGACGUGAAAAUUGAAUCUCGUGAAGACGAUUAUAUGGAAUUAGAUACAUUCACUUCAAAUCAAGUAUCUCAACCAAUCAACAAGAGUAUGAGUGAUUUUAAACAAAUAGAAUCCGCAACAGACAGGGCUGAUGUGAACCAAAAAAAGAACCAUGCAAAGGAUAAACACAUGCCAACGUCUGUGGGACAAGCAAAGACAGUAACAGAUAACAAAGAAAACCCGACAUCACUCGAGUGCAAAAUAUGCCAUAGAACGUUCAAGUGGAAUUAUAGAUUGAGAUACCACGAAAAAGAAGCACAUGGUCCGAGAAUUUACGAUUGCGAUAUAUGUGACGCCAGCUUUCACGGUUCACGCAAUCAUUUAGCUCAGCAUUUGGACAAACAUAAGAAAGAAAAAGAAGCGGGUUUCUGCUCGUUACAGGCAAUGCAAAGAGAUACUGCAGCACGUUUGAAAGAAGAUACUGAAAUGAAAGUGUCUGAACUCAACUCAGAAAGGACUAUAACAACAGAUCAAAAUAUGACGACAACAUCGCUGCAAUGCGCAAAAUGCUUCAAGGUUUGGCCUAACCAGAAUCGCCUUUGGCGUCACUACAAAACUGCUCAUAGGCUUUGUGAGACGAUGAACUCUAAGAAGAAAACUCUUCAGUGUUCUCUGUGUAGCGCAAUGUUUCAUUUUCAAACACAAUUGAAUAAACAUAUGAAUUCACUCCAUAAGCAAGAGGACGGUAGCUUCCAACCACUAAAAUGUGUAGAAUGUAAUAAACAAUUUGAAACCUCAAAAAAAUACAGAAGACAUAUGCUGAAUCAUGCUCCUAAAAAGUAUAAAUGCACAAAUUGCAGUCUAUCAUUUAGAACAACGGUUUUACUGGAAUUACAUCAGCGCGUCCACAAAUUUGAUGGCAUAGUAAACACCACUGAUGUGCCAGUCCAGUGCAAAACUUGCGGUAAGAUUUUAGAGUCUAGCAUGAAAUUGUGGCACCACAAUAGAAAGGUGCACAGGCCAAAAAAAAUCGAAUGCCCAAUUUGUGGAAGACCAUGUUUUGAUAGUUAUGUCCUCAAAAGACACAUUCAAACACAUCAACCGAUUCAUGAACGCAAGAAACCCAGAUCAGAAAGGGCGAACGAUAAUGUCGAAAGAUCGUUUAGGUGUGACAUAUGUGAUAAAAGCUUCGCACGGAGAUAUUUAUUGAACCAACACAAUAAAAAAUCACAUGGUCCAAAAAUCUACUGCUGUGAUAUGUGCGAAGGAAAAUUUACUUCGCGAUCAGUUUUGACCAGACAUUUGUCGACUCACAAACGUGACACUGCAUUACUGGAAGUAAAACUUGCAAGUUAACCUUUUAAAAUCUUCAUAAUAAGGCUGUGCACAUGAUUGUACAUCGGCCAGAGUAACAUAAGAUAAACUUAUACAGACAUAUGAAGACUCAUGAUGAAUUGUAUGAUACGGCUUCACCAACAUCCAUCGUUACAUGGCUUGAUCCACAUGGAGCUUCAGAACCUUCCACUUUGAAGAAUGCGCAAAGCAAUCAUGCCACUAGAAGGGCACGGAAGAAUCAGUAAGAAGCCUGUUUUUCAAUGUAAUUGAUGAAACAUACAAUUAUUUCAAAGAAAGUAAUCCCAAUAUUCUAGGCAAGAAAAGGAUAAACCAACAAUAACCGUCACAAAAAAAGCUAAAGAAUUUAGAUAAUAGAAAUUUACUGUAUCUGAAAUAGCUCAAAUCAAACAACUACAAACAUGCUUGUGGCUCCCGGAUAAAAACGUAUCA